Messenger RNA from Ziziphus jujuba (common jujube), 2265 nucleotides. Its product is annotated as transcription repressor KAN1. Lineage: Eukaryota; Viridiplantae; Streptophyta; Magnoliopsida; Rosales; Rhamnaceae. Gene Ontology annotation, molecular function: transcription cis-regulatory region binding. The coding region runs from base 564 to 1916 and encodes 450 amino acids. Gene Ontology annotation, biological process: regulation of DNA-templated transcription; abaxial cell fate specification. Gene Ontology annotation, cellular component: nucleus. The transcript has 6 exons. The record is from RefSeq and is a predicted model, not a curated record.
CAUCUCUCUCUCUCUCUCUCUCUCUCUCUCUCUCUCUCUCUCUCUCUCUUUGCUUUUCCAAUCCUUUCCAUUUUUAAUCUCUAUUAUUAUUAAUUAUUAAUAUUUAUUUCCAUUAUUAUUUGUUUUUAUUUAUCCAUCACCAAACUCUCAAUUCCUCAAAUCUCUUUCUAUUUUUCCGGAGGAUGUUUGUUUCUUGAGGAAAAAAAAGUCUUCUUUUUUUGUUUUUCUUUUUUUUUUUUUCUCUCUUCAACACCACACUUUCUCUCUCUCUUUUCUUUUGUUAAUUCUGAUGAGCUUUUCAGUUUCUUUCUUCUGUAGCAUACUAUAAAGAUCUAUACUAGAAACCCCAACUCAAUCUCAGUCCAAUAAUACAUGAUAUCUAUAUAUAUAUAGGAAAAAGAAAAAGACACCCACCAAUAAUGAAAGAAUCACAGCAGAAAUCUGUUCUCUUUGUUUUCAGAAUUCUGUUUGGUUGAAGUGGGUUUUUUCCACUUUGUUUUCUUUCUAACCCAAAAAGAAACAUUAAGACAGAGCGUUUUUUUUUUCCAUUUCUUUGGAAUAAAAUGCCUCAAAAAGAAGGGAUUUUCGAUGUACAUCUUUCUUUGAAUCGGAUUCCUGAUCUUUCUCUUCACAUAAGCCCUCCAAACAGUGCUCCUUCAUCAAUUUGCACCGGAACAACUAACGAAGGAGAGUCCGGUAAUUUCGAUGUAUGGCAAAGAGGAGACGAAGAAGAAGGUAACAACAAUCUAAAAUCUCAUAGUGACAGCUCCAUUAGAGCUAGUGAUCCACUUGCAGAUACCGAGCUCUCUCUCGCAAAUCCUUCAGCUUUGGAAGCUGAGAGUCCAUGGAGAAGGAACUACUUCAGCAGCAGAGAAGUAGUUGAUCCAGAAGUUCAACACAGACAUGUAAAUCAUGGGAUUUCCAUCCCCGAUGUAUCUGAAAAGCUCAAACCCAUCAAAGGAAUCCCAGUUUACAACGCUUACGGCUCUUUUCCUCCUUUUUCUUCAUCUUCAUCAUCGAGAAGGGAUUCCAAAUUCUGCUUCUAUGAAAUGCCACCAUAUUCAUCAUCUUCUUCUUCAGAAGCUCCUUUUCGGUCCUAUGGUUAUGGUACUUCUACUACUGGAGGUUUCGAGCACAUGCCGCCGAGGUUUAAUGGUAUAACCAUGGAAUCUCUCAGACCAAUUUCCCAACCGUUUCAGUAUUUGGAUCAUCUUCACCAGUACAACAACAACAACCACUAUGGGAUUGGUGCUGCAGCUUCGGAUUUCUCAAAUGGGUUUAGAUCCAGAUUCAUGCCCAAGUUUCAGAAUAAGAGGAAUAUGAGAGCUCCAAGAAUGCGUUGGACUAGCUCUCUCCAUGCUCGUUUUGUUCAUGCUGUUGAGCUCCUUGGCGGCCAUGAAAGAGCAACUCCAAAAUCAGUAUUGGAGCUAAUGGAUGUGAAAGACCUUACACUUGCUCAUGUAAAAAGCCAUUUACAGAUGUAUCGUACUGUUAAGAACACUGACAAACCUGUAGCUUCGUCAGAUGGGUCAGGAGAAGAUGAUAUUUUGUCCACAACAACAACAACAACACCACAGUAUGAAAAUGCAGAGUGCUUAUUAGUCAACCAUAGAGGAACUUCAACUUCAAAUAAUGGAACUUUAAAUUUGGAGCAUGAUUUGGUUCACUCCAAUUCUAACAAUCUUUGGACCAACUCUUCAAGUAAAGGAGCAUGGUUGCAAGCCAACUCAAGGGACUCAGAUGAGCUUAUGCCAGAAAUCCUAUCUUCUCGUCAGAGAACAACAAACCAAUUUGAGGGAAACAGUUGGGCACAAUCAAAAAGUUUUGUGGAAUCUUCAAACUUAGGGCAUGUGAAUCCAAGCUUGGAGUUCAGCUUAGGGAGACCUGAUUGGCACAACAAAGGAUCACAUGAUUGAUAUUGCUUAAGUCAGAUUUGAUUGAUCUCAGUUACUUCUAUUGCUUAAAGAAAAAGAAAAAAUAAUAUUAAAAAAAAAAAAAAAAAAACAUAUUUAUAUAUAGGUACAGUUUCUCUGAUCACGAAGGAAAAAGAAAGUCAGCUUAUUAUUUUCCAUGCAUGUCUCUGUAUAUUUCAACUUUCUUUUUUUGUUUUUUUGCUUUUCGUUUUUUUUUUUUCUUGGUUUCUAAUCUUUAAUUUGUCUAAAGCUGCUAUUGAUGGUAAGUUUGAUGUUAGUCACUGCGUUAAUGUCAUGAAUGAAAGAAAAAGUAGAAAAAAAGCUUGAAUCAGCUUUAUUGAUCAAUUACUUA